Molecule: messenger RNA, 2128 nt
Organism: Chiloscyllium plagiosum (whitespotted bambooshark)
Lineage: Eukaryota; Metazoa; Chordata; Chondrichthyes; Orectolobiformes; Hemiscylliidae
Biological process (GO): protein ubiquitination; positive regulation of DNA-templated transcription; ubiquitin-dependent protein catabolic process
Cellular component (GO): nucleus
Molecular function (GO): zinc ion binding; ubiquitin protein ligase activity
Source: RefSeq, a predicted model, not a curated record
CGCUAGAGGCGGCCUGAAAGGUGAAAGUGCGCCGGCGGCAGGCCGUGUGUCGCUGAGUCUGCGCAGUGGAAGUAGGGGUGCGCGCGAGAUCCUGAGGAUUGCAUUGGAAUCAGUUUACUGUUAGUUAUUAAAAUCACUUGAGCUCCAACUUGACUGGAUUGCCUUAGGUUUUUAACACUUUUCCUUAAAAUAAGAAAGACACCAUGGAUCAGAGUUUGGAUGGACUGCAAGAAAAUGGAUCUUGUGAGGAAACAAAAUGUCUCAACCCUGAUUCCUUGAACAAAGGAUUCUUAUUUGAAAUGGAUUCUGAUGCUUCAGAAUUUGAAGUUCCUGAGACACCCAGCCCUGUUUUUUCCAAGAAGAACAGUAAACCAUAUCGUGUGGAGACCGCAGUCCAGGAUAGAAUUACUAAUGAAGGGCGAAAACCUAUAUCUGUUGCACAGACCAGUACCUGUCCACCAAAGAGAUGCCUCGUAAUGACAAAUAGUACUGCAACACAGACACCUGAGAAACGUACUAAAAGACUCCUUGCCAAAAAUAGCAAAGCUUAUUCUUCCUGCUCGUUGCUGAAGAGUCCUGUGUGUUUACAACCAAAGGAAAAUAGAGCUUUCUCAAGUCUAAAAUCAAAAAGAUCAAGCAUUGCAAAAGCUGCUGCUUCCUCAAGAUAUUUGCUAUCACAAAAAACUCCUGUGGAGUCAAAACUGCUUUCGAGGUCAAGAGAUUCUAGUUCUUCUACUGUGAAGACGAACUGCUGUGUGGCCUCACGCUGUCAUUCCCCUUCAGCUGUUUCCAGUUCUCGCUCCUCUCCAGCAAUGAAAAGGGCAAAAUCAAGUUCAGAAGGUUUUUCUGUUGCCAGCAGUUCCACUUCAAAAAGUUCUCCAGUGUGCAAUGCACUUUUGAAAGAGAGUCUAAGAAUAGAUUCAGAACAAACAUCUUCUGCCUUUGAAUUGUGUGCAGGUGGAUUUGCAGUUGCCUCUGCUUUCAACUGUGCUGCUUCUCCAGGCUCAGCACUAACUAUUUUAGGAAAUGGUGCAAGUGACUGGAUAGAUCUCCUAGAUGACGACGAUGAUGAAACAAUAGUGCCCUCAAGAGAGCAACAGCAAUGGGAGCCACCGAUAAUUGUGGUUGAUGAUGAUGACUCUACUGAUACAUUUGUUCGUUUUGCACAACUUGAAGAGGAUGAAGCAUUUGCCAGACAACUUCAGGCGCAGUUUGAUCUAGAAGCUCAGCAACAAUCUGAAAAUACAAGAACUACCUCAACACUGGAAAAUUCCCACGCAUUUUGUGGUUUGCCUGGGUGUUCGGAGUAUGCAGGUUUAUUUGCUUCAGACGUUGGAUACUGUGGGAAGCCUGGAUGUAGUGAGCUUCAGCAUCAAAAUGACAUGUUGAGUCCUGAAAGAAUUGACUCUGCUCUUGAUCUGCAAAGAUUUUUCAAUGAGACGAGCGGUAGAAGCAGAAGACUUAGACACAAUCGGCAUCAGCAUGCUUCUAUGUAUUUAGAUGAAAGUAUAAAUGAUGGUAAUGAUUAUGAGGAACUUUUGGCUUAUGAAGAAAGACAGGGUUCAGCUGUUGCACAGAAAAAACUCAGCAAUGCUGAGAUUAACUGUUUACCAGUCAAUUUAUUUGAUCCAUCAAAUGCUGCAGAAAAGACACAAUGUCAUAUCUGCUUCAAUGACUACGCACCAAGAGAAGAGUUGAGGAUCUUGCCAUGUCUUCAUGACUAUCACAGAAGAUGUAUUGACCGCUGGUUAAAGAGAAACUCAAGUUGCCCAAUUUGCAGAGUCGAUGUGAAUUUGGAUCAGUCUUGAUGAGCGUAACUAUCAGAAGAGUCACAGUGCAAUAAAUUAUUUUUUGACUUGAAUGGAAUACUGUUUUUAAGAUGCAUUCAAUUGUGCAUAGAUGAAAGUGUUUCCAUUUUAUUUCUGUAAAAAUGACUUGAAUUUCAACACAAUAGCUCAAUAUAUAUUGUUUAAUGUCCUUAUUUAAGAACUGAUCUCAAAUCCUCUUAACAGAAGACCAAAAUAAAAUUUGAAAUCCAAAACAACAUUCCAUGUUUUCACUUGCUGUAUAAAAAUAAAUGCUUUUGAAUAUUUGACCAUUAAAUUACAAACUUUCACAUGCCCAUGUU